Molecule: messenger RNA, 5529 nt
Organism: Neolamprologus brichardi
Lineage: Eukaryota; Metazoa; Chordata; Actinopteri; Cichliformes; Cichlidae
Source: RefSeq, a predicted model, not a curated record
UAAAACACAGACUCCUGGAGGUUGGCGAGGAUUGUUGCGGAUCUGGGAGUGCGCAGCUCGGCUCGGCAUGUUCAGCGCUUCAUAUUCGCUCAAACUGACGUUGCAACCCGCAAGUGCCCGACUCUGAGCAGAGGAAGAGGAGAGGAAUUGUUUUAUUUAUGACCGGGCUAAAUAUAGCUAAGCCCCCCCACCCCAUCUUUUUUAUUUUAUUUUAUUUUUUAUUUUUUUGUUUUGUUUUCGGCAGCAGCAGAGGGGGCAUCUUAGGAAGAAGUCACUGUGCGUGUGAGCGACCAUGCGGACACUAAGAAGUGAUGCUGUUGAGUUUUGUUAUUAGGUUUCUCCUCCCGGGCGGUGCUGAUGCUGAUCCUGCUGCUGUCAUGGGUUUCUGGGAGUGACAUCAAAGUUUUUUUUCAGGCUGAUCUGAAACGUUUGAAUAUUCCAGCUGAGACUUCGUUUUCAAAGCCAUCAGCUCGGCUAGUUUUCUUUAGUAAAAUCCGUUUUUUCUUUUCUUUUCUUUUCUUUUUUUUCCAUGACUGGAGUUUUGGUUUAACUGAUCAUUUUGACGCUGAGUCCCUCAAGAGAGCUGCAGACUCCGGCGGAUUUGGCACCGGGAGAGUGAGGAGAUGAACGUUGCCAAUUUACUACUUGUGACUGUCUCCUUCGUCAGCGUUUCUUCAGGGUCUCGGCCGCGUUUUGAAGACAGCCCGCCGCGGAUUGCGGAGGACCCCUCGGAUUUGAUUGUCUCCAAGGGGGAGCCUGCCACCCUCAACUGCAAGGCAGAGGGCCGCCCCAUCCCCAGCAUUGAAUGGUAUAAAGAUGGUGAACGUGUGGAGACAGACAAAGAUGACCCACGUUCUCACCGCAUGCUCCUGCCCAGCGGCUCCCUUUUCUUCUUGCGCAUCGUGCACGGCCGACGGAGCAAACCAGACGAGGGCAUUUACACCUGUGUGGCCCGCAACUACCUGGGAGAGGCCAUUAGUCGCAACGCUUCACUGGAAGUUGCCGUCCUGAGAGAUGAUUUCCGGCAGGCCCCGAGUGACGUGGUGGUAGCUGCCGGUGAGCCUGCUGUGUUGGAGUGUGUACCUCCACGAGGUCACCCCGAGCCCACCGUGUCCUGGAAACGCAACAACGUCCGAGUCAGCACCAAAGAUGAGCGCGUCACUAUGCGUGGUGGCAAACUGAUGAUCUCGCACACCAGGAAGAGCGAUGCAGGCAUGUACGUCUGUGUGGGCAGUAACAUGGUUGGAGAGAGGGACAGUGAUCCUGCAGAGCUGGUGGUGUAUGAGCGCCCCGUGUUGGUGCGAAGACCUGUCAACCAGGUGGUCAUGGAGGAAGAGACUGUUGACUUUCUAUGCGAGGUCCACGGGGAUCCCGCUCCUACUGUGCGAUGGCGGCGAGAAGAAGGAGAGCUUCCCCGCGGGAGGUUUGAAAUCCGCAACGGCAACAACCUCCGUUUGUUCCGCGUGAAAGAGCAGGAUGAAGGGACGUAUACCUGCACAUCAGAGAACAGUGUGGGCAAGACGGAGGCUUCAGCCAUGCUGCAGGUGCACGUACCACCUCAGAUUGCUACAAAGCCCCGAGACCAGAUUGCCACCCAGGGGAGGAGCAUCACCUUCCAAUGCGGCACCACGGGAAACCCUCCACCUGCCAUAUUCUGGCAGAAAGAGGGCAGCCAGAUGUUGUUGUUCCCUGGCCAGCCGCCUUCCCAGUCUGGUCGUUACUCUGUUUCCAUGAGUGGAGAGCUGACCAUCACAGAUGUCCACCCAGAGGACUCGGGCUUUUAUAUCUGCCAGGCCAUCAGUGUUGCAGGAAGUGUUCUGACCAAGGCACUGCUGGAGGUGGAGGGAGGUCCUUCGGGUCGUAUCCCGCCAAUCAUUCGCCAAGGCCCAGCCAAUCAGACCGUAUCUCGGGGUGCAACGGCACAGCUGUAUUGCCGUGUAAAUGGAGGUACCUCAGUCGAGAUUUCAUGGGAGAAGGACGGAGAGAGACUUCAGGGAAAUACACCUCGACUGACCUUGAUGGAAAAUGGCACGUUGCAAAUCGCAGACGUAAAGGACACGGACUCGGGUAUGUACACGUGCGUGGUUUCCAGCACCACAGGAGAGUCGAGCUGGAGUGGGAUGUUGACUGUCAGAGAUGGAGGUUCUUCAGUGUCCAGAGCUUCUGAGUUCAUCCAGCUUCCAGGACCUCCACAGAAGCCUGUUAUAACGGAGGUGACCAAAAACACAGUCACCCUCACCUGGCAGUCCAAUCCCCAUGAAGGCGGGGCCGCUGUCACCUCCUACAUUAUCGAAGCCUUCAGCCAAUCAGUGGGCAGUACCUGGCAGACCGUAGCGGACCAUGUGAAGCAGGAGAGGCACACUGUUGUCGGACUCUUCCCCAACACCGUUUAUCUCUUUAUCGUCAGAGCAGUCAACUCGUACGGCCUCAGCGACCCCAGUCCGAUCUCCGAGCCUGUCAGGACACAGGAUGGGAGUCCGACUGAACAGGGAGUGGACCACAGACAGGUGCAGAGAGAGCUGGGAGAGGUGUCUGUCUACCUGCAGAAGCCGAUGGUUCUGUCUCCUACGAGCGCCAAGAUUUCUUGGAGUGUUGCCCGUCAGUCACGGUACGUUCAGGGUUACCGUAUAUUUUAUCGAAUGAUUGGCAGCUCCUGGCUGGUCCAAGAUGUGGAGGCCACGUCUGACUACAGUACCAUCUUAGCAGAUCUGCACAGUGGUACCGAGUACGAGGUCAAGAUCCGGCCUUACUUCAAUGAGUUACAAGGGCAUGACAGCCUCAUGGUUCUCCUGCGUACCUCGGAGGAGGUUUUGUGUGCCCCUCCACAGGCUGUAUCAGUGGUGCAGCUCACCAACAGCACCAGUAUCAGCGUGUCCUGGGAGCCACCGCCUCAUAAUAUUCAGAGCGGCAUAAUUAGAGAGUACAAGGUCUGGUGUCUGGGCAGCGGCGUUGAGCAGGAGAACCAGAUAAACCGAACCGUGGAUGGAGCAGUCCUGUCCAUCCUGCUGACGGGCCUGCUGCCUGAAGUCCGUUACACCGUGAUGGUGGCUGCUGUCACCAGCCUGGGUGUGGGCGCUCAGAGUCCGCCUGUCAGCCUGCUUCUCACUCCCCCGCUUGAGAAGACUUCAACGACCGUGACUAAGGGCGAUGACCUCAGCAUAGCAGAGCAGAUCACAAGCGUCAUCCGCCAGCCAGCCUUUAUCGCUGGGCUGGGUGUGGCUGCGUGGUUGGUGCUGAUGGGCUUCAGCGGGUGGCUAUACUGUCGCCACCGAAGGAGGAAGCAGCUGGGACACUAUACCACAUCCUUCGCAUACACCCCAGCAGUUGGCUUCGCUCACAGUGAGGGAUCAGGAAUCAUUAAUGGAGGGCCUGGCUUGUUGGGAUCAAAUAUGGGCAACUACCCCUGGCUGGCAGACUCUUGGCCCACUCCAAACCUCACUCACAACAGCAAAGACUCGGUCAACUGCUGCUCUGGCAAACUGGAUUCAGAGAGAUAUUACAACACUGUUGGGAUCAUAAACUACCCGAACCAGUCAGAGAAGCACAGCACGGCGUCCAACGACAGUCCCAUCUACAGCACCAUCAACACAACGGCUGAAGACGACCUCCUGGCGUACUACGACACCUACUCGAGCACGUCCUACAACCAGGGUCCAGACCCGUACAGCAGCAACCCAAUACUGUCAAACAGUGGGUUUGGAGGUCUGGAGCAGGACUUGGAUCAUUGGACCAUAAAGUCUGGUCACUCUGGAUCUGAAUACGCCAAGCUUCAGUACAGCAAGAAGAGCAACGACAAACUGGUAAAGCAGAGGUCUACUGGGUCAUCAUCCAAGGCAGGUCCUCUCACCUGGGUGGAUGUCUUGUCUCUACCUCUUCCCGCCAAUAAAGAUGGACACCGUACAAAAACACACAAAGAAGAUGAGCAGCACAGCUCUGAGGAGGAGGACGAUGACUGGUGUCCUCCUCUGCCAGCCAGAACCUACCUGAUGGACACUUCCAGGGAGGAACUCCCCAGCCUGCCCUCUAAACCAGAUGAGCUGUCCUACACUGCAACUUUGACAUCUCCCCACCAGCAAGAUGCAUCCAAGCCUAAUGACAGUCCACGGCUGCAGCAUUUUGACCUCUUGGCACGUCACCACUUGGUCUCCCAGUCUAACCCCGAUCUGUUUACCAACAUGAAGGCCCAGGAUGGCAGUGAGGUAUACCGCACUAGCCAGUGGGUAGAUGAUUUCAAGGGGGAAAGCCUUGGUAAAGGACAAUUUCCUGUUACAGCUGCAGAGUCGAGCCCCACAGCCCCGGCGCACAGAUCCAGGAGUAAGAAGAAAACGCCCAAGGAUGGACCAAACAAGAGAGAUCUGCACAGUGAAGCAGAGCUCCCCCCUCCACCGGCUCCUCUCCGCACAGAUGACUCCCUGCAGCUCUUGGCUGAUGUGUUGAGCCGCAGUCGAGCACACAAAGAGGGGAGUGACUCACCCACUCUUCAGAAGAGGGGAGAACAUUUCUCACCCGAAAGAAGAGGAUCUACAAAGUGGUUAUCGCAGGAUGAGAAUGUAAUCCCGUACGGACAGUCAAGCAUCGUGCCCAACGUCCAGACGUCAAACUACGGGUCCCUUGGUGGAGGAGUGUUUCAGCAACCAUCUAGUGCUGGUCUUAGGAGAAAUGAGAAUCUCAUGUAGACAGUCGCCGAUUACGCCAUGUGACACCGUCCAUUUUUCCUCCCUGAUUUCCCGUCUUUGCGAACCAUCAAUCUGUUGCCAUGGUAUCUGCUGAAAAACUGAAGACAAAAGGGAACGUGUCGAGGCUUGCCAUCUGCCUUUUCACAAACUAUUUCUAUUCUUCUUUUUUUUAAAUCUUAUUUUAGUGAUUUAAUCUUUAUUUUUUGUGAUUUCCGUUACUCCUCCUCCGUGUAUAUAGACAUCUUUCCAAUUUUUUUAAAAGAUAUGGUUAAAUAUAUUACAAACAUCUGCGGAUCUGUGGGAAAAUAUUGUAUUUUUAACAAUUUGUGGGGGUGGGUAGGGUUGAAUCCAAGUAUUACAUUGUUGUACAGCUGAUUAUUGAAUGUAUCUUCUGUUUACUCCUGAACCAUCAAACCAAAAUGAUGGGAGACGUCACGAGGCAGAUAAUGUGCUAAUAACCCAUCAUGUCGGUGUGCGUGCGCGUGCAUGUGUGUCGUGUUUGUGUGUGCUGCUGUUUUUUCUGUAAUCUUUGUGUGACUGUGUACUGUGGUACUCCUGUAGAUCACCGGUGUGUUCAUUUUUAAACCGACCAAUAAAGCAUUUGUUAGAAAAACGUUUCCAUCCAUCUCUGAGUUAUACUGAAUGAUGGUGAUCUGUGCACAUCGUGCACUCGGCCCUCUUUAUGUGCAUACAUGAGUGAGCAUUUUAUUUAAUGCCGUAUUUUUGCUUUUCGAUAACGAUAUCCACAGUCAUCAUUAAAGAGUCACCAAACUGUGUUCAACGGCCAAACUCAUAAUGAGUAUUUGGUAGCGAAAGAUCAAAAUAAAAACCUUAUUAAAUCCAAGCGAGUCUG